GUGUGUGUGGGGCGGGAGUGCUUUUAGCUGGACGAACAAUGUGGAUUUGAUUGGUGCCAACAGUGUAGGGUUCAAACCCUGUUCUGACCAAGGUGGAUUCGGGACCUGCCUCCUUGCCCAUUGUGGCUCUAUGGAUCACACCUGCCUUCGGGCAGAGCACUCAAGAAGAAAGCACUCACUUGCUGUAAAGAGCACAUAAGGAAGAGUGAUUGUGAACUGGGACAUUGUGUUGGAGGGGGAUAAUGUUUUUCCAAACUUAUCAUUGUCGAGAAGCAGAUUGGAAGUACAGUUACUGUUACAGUAUCGUCCUGUGAUUUUCACAAUUAUAUAUAUUAUCAGUACAUUCCCCACAAGUAAUGAACAUGCACAAGUUUGACACGCCCAUAUUUCCCUUCUUCCAUCCGAAAUACUGUUGUGGCGAAUGAGUUACAUUUAUUUUGCCAGUUCAGAUCUCAAGCAUCAGACAAGAUCAUACAGAACGUCCCAUCGAGAGCAUGCCCACCCAGGGAGAUUUGGCAGCAGGGAAAUCCACAGCGAGUUUUAUGAACAAUUAAUCCGGAGUAAAGGGCAAAGCUGUAAACAACAAUCACUCACAUCCCGCCUCCCAAUCAGCCGUACACAGGGAACAACCUCGAGAGCUUGGCAUAUUCUUCAGUUCCUCGUCAUUUACUCACAAGGACAUGUUAGAAUACAUUCUGGGCUUCCUCUUAAUCUGGUUUCUAUGCUGGUGGAUGCGAGACAAACUUAGAGUGGGAAAGGUCUCAGACAAGUAUGUAUUCAUCACUGGAUGCGAUACUGGCUUUGGAAAUCUGGCUGCAAAAAUCCUUGAUGUAGGUGGAUUUCGAGUACUUGCUGGGUGCCUGACUGAGGAAGGGGCUCAAAAUUUAAGGAAAGAGACGUCAAGCAGGUUGAAAACAAUCCCGUUGGAUAUUACAAAAUCAGAUAGCAUCGAGAAUGCAGCUGACCUGAUCAAGAUGGAGGUGGGAAAGAGGGGUCUAUGGGGAUUGAUAAACAAUGCUGGAAUAGCUGGAAUACUCUGUCCCACAGACUGGUUACAAAUUGAACAUUUCAGAAGACCUAUUGAAGUUAAUUUAUUAGGACCAAUUGAAAUGACAUUAAAAUUGCUACCUUUGAUUAAAAAAGCCAGGGGAAGAAUAGUGAAUGUAAGCAGUGUGCUUGGUCGAUUAUCUCUGACUGGCGGAGGAUAUUUCCCAUCGAAAUUUGGGAUGGAAGCUUUCAAUGAUAGCUUAAGGCGUGAUAUGAAGCACUUUGGAAUUAAAGUUUCUUGUAUCGAACCUGGAAUUUUUGUAACCAAAUUGACUGAUUGCAGCUUACAGCAUCAUGAAAAGCAAGACAUCUGGAGCCACCUCCCGCCCGAUGUGAAAAAACAAUAUGGAGAAGAUUAUUUAAUACAAUCAGACACCAGACAGGAGAAAUUAGUGAAAAAGUUGUCAAGUACAGACCUUUCCCAGGUGGUGUGGUGUAUGGAGCACGCCCUGACAGCAAAGUAUCCUCGCACCCGGUACAGUGCAGGCUUUGAUGCAAAGCUGCUGUGGAUUCCCAUGACUUACUUGCCAACAUUUGCAACAGACUACCUCUUGGCUCAGGAUAUAGUAAUAGAUUCAAAUGCUGUAUAAAAGACUCUCACUCCAUCUUCUGCAUGAACAUCACUUCAAUGGAAGCACUAAGACUGGCAAGUAAAUGUAAAAAGAACAGAAGAAACUUCACACAUUUUGCAACAUCUUGCUGCAAUAAAGGAAGUGUUGGUUAUAUCAGUGCUGUCAAAUGUUUGGACUCCAUGUAGGAAUGAGGAAGGAGUUUGUUGCAGGAAAAAAUGAAGUACGUCUCCAUGUAAGUAAAAGUACUGGAUGGCUUAACAUUUGUAUUUUGUAAUGAAGAGGUGGGUAAGAAUGUUUUGCCCAAAUUUCCAAGCAAUUUCCUAAAUGCAAAAAGAUUGUUUCUUUAAUAGAAGUUGAAAGCCGAUAUCAGAAGAAUAAAAUAGUUUUAAAAUGGAAAUAUAAACUGAAACAGUAUGUGAAUUUUCAACUUCCAAUCAUGGCAGGAAUCAAAGGCAAAAACUUUUUCUUUUUCUUUUCCAUAUUAAAUAGAAAUUUUCCCAACUUCCCAAUUUUCUCCAGUUGGUGACUCCUGCAGCUCCACUUGAACUGUGCAAAUGUGCUGCUACUACACAACAAUUUAAUGUCAAUAUGUUGCAUCUUGGAUAGUAUUGGUGAACCAAGUGUAUGGUUUUGAUGGUUGUGUAAACAUCACAUGCUAGAAUUAAACUUGUACCAAAUUUAAUGCUUGUGCAUAGCAAGUUGAAGUUGUUAAAGCCAAAGCCGUCCUUCUUAUCUUCUGCAUCUGGUUUUAUCUGAUGCACAUCCUUUCAGCAACCUCAUUAUUCUGUUCAACUCUUAUGUUGUGUAUUUUACUCGCAUCCAGUCCACCAAUAAUACUGCACUCGUCCACCCCCAGGGGAAUUGCCCCCGAUUCCCAUAUCUCUUACCUCAACAUUGCUGAAAUGUUCAUUCACACCCUCAGCUAGUGAGAAUCACUUCUUCAGUAGUUUCCUCACUGCUUUGUCUAGCUGCAUUAGCUUUGCUUAAUAUAGAGCUCUUCAAUAAUGUUCUCUUUCUGCCUUAGCCCCUCAUAUCCAUCAUUCCUGUACCUGCAAAACUCUAAUGAGUAAAAUUCAGCUCAGACCUGGGCUUAAAACCCAUGUUGCAGAUCGAACAGCCAUUAUAGAAACCAUCUGAUUUUCAUUUGUCUAAGCCCACAAUGAUCACCAAUGUCCUACAUUUUGCUUUUCAUUCUUAAUGCAGUGUAAGAUUUAUAUUUAAUUCAACAAUUCAUUAUAACCUUUUACUUAAAAGGCUGAUUAAUGAAAACUUCAAGAAUCAUUUAGACUUAUAAAGUUACAAAUGCAAACAUUUUGGGAUCCUGGUUAGAAUGUGUGCUUAACUUUCCAAAAUUAAGUUAACAAUCAAUUCUAGUUCUUACUGUUCUGAAAUUGGCAGUGUUUGAUUUUGUAUUCCCAUUCAUGGAUGCAAUCAUUUUUGAGAUUAUGUUUGGAAUCUUACGAUAUGUUAAAUAAAAAAUAACCAUAUUA
Molecule: messenger RNA, 3109 nt
Organism: Carcharodon carcharias (great white shark)
Lineage: Eukaryota; Metazoa; Chordata; Chondrichthyes; Lamniformes; Lamnidae
Product: dehydrogenase/reductase SDR family member 9-like
Exons: 5
Coding region: 681-1637 (318 amino acids)
Source: RefSeq, a predicted model, not a curated record